Molecule: messenger RNA, 1782 nt
Organism: Saxophila tyrrhenica
Lineage: Eukaryota; Fungi; Ascomycota; Dothideomycetes; Mycosphaerellales; Extremaceae
Exons: 8
Coding region: 1-1782 (593 amino acids)
Biological process (GO): transmembrane transport
Cellular component (GO): plasma membrane
Molecular function (GO): transmembrane transporter activity
Source: RefSeq, a predicted model, not a curated record
AUGACGGACAGACUUGAGAGUGGGCAGAGCAGCCCCAACACAUCCGACGACCUCAACGACGCCAACAAGACCGGCAACGCCCACAUCGAACAGAUCCACACCAACGAACGGGUGCCCGGCCACACGAACUACUACGAGAAAGAUGGACUCCGAACGUACGGCGACAAUGCCGACCACGAGCACGAGCCCAAGAUGUCCUUUGCUCGGAUGAUGUCCUUGGUGGCGAUGGCCUUUCUCUGGACCGGCAGCCAGAUCCCCGUCUACCUCUUCGGCGGUGUCCCGCCGUACAUCUAUCGAGACAUUGGCGGUACCGAUCGAUGGAUUUGGUUCGUGCUCGCCAACCUCCUCUCCCUCGCGGCCGUGUGUCCCUUCGUAGGCAGCAUCUCCGACCUGAUCGGCCGCCGCUACGUCGCCAUCGCCGGCGCGGCCUUCGUCUGCCUCGGCAUGAUCAUCUGCAGCACGGCCCACGAAAUGAACAUCUUCAUCGGCGGCAUGGUGUUCGCGGGCAUCGGCGCCGGCAUCAACGAACUCACCGCCUUGGCCGUUACGAGCGAGCUGGCUCCGACGGCCAAGAGGGGCAAGUACGUCGCCAUCUUGAUAUUCACCAUCUUGCCGUUCGCGCCUUCCGUCUUGUGGGGGCAGUUGAUCGCCUACUAUUCCACGUGGAGAUGGAUCGGAUGCCUGUGCGGGAUCUGGAACGCCAUCGGGCUGGUGAUGACUGCUGUGUUUUACUUCCCACCGCCGCGAGUCAACAGCACGGGCAUGUCGACGAAGGAGAUCCUGGGUCAGAUUGACUAUGUCGGCGGCAUCUUGAGUGUUUGCGGCAUGAUUCUGUUCAUGGCGGGCAUGCAAUGGGGUGGUUACCAGUACAGUUGGGGCAGCGCGCAUGUCCUGGCUCCCCUGAUCUUGGGCGCGGCCAUGCUGGUUGCUUUCGUUCUCUGGGAGGCCUACGGUGCGAAGCACCCAAUGUUCCCCCGACGUCUCCAGCAAGACCCUCGCGUCCUCGGCCUCACUCUCAUCAUCACCUUCAUCAGCGGAGCCAACUUCUUCUCCAUCAUCAUGUUCUGGCCCACCCAAGCCUUCAACGUCUACGGCCACGACCCCAUCGGCGUCGGCGUGCGCGGCAUUCCCGUCGGCUUCUCCAUCCUCGCCGGCGCCUGCAUCGUUCUCUGGCUCCUCUCCGUCUUCCGCGGGCACAACAAGGAACUCAUGAUCGUGUCCUCGGUGAUGAUGACGGCCGGUUGCGGCGCGCUGGCCUGCGCCGAGCGCACGAAUCUCUACCAGCUCUGGGGUCUGCUCAUCCUCGCCGGUCUGGGGAUCGGGGGGAUCGUGGUGCCGGCUUCUAUUAUCACAACCAUCAUCUGCCCCGACGACCUAAUCGCCACCAUCGCCGCCCUCACCCUCGCCAUCCGCGUCAUCGGCGGCUCCAUCGGCUACUGCGUCUACUACAACGUCUUCAUCUCCAAAUUCGUCCCCAAAGCCACCGAAAUGAUCGGCGGCCUCCUGGUCACCCAAUACAACAUCACCGACCCCUCGAUAAUCGAAGAAGUCAUCGUCCUGACCGGCGCCUCGCUCAUCGACGAAAUCGCCGCCGUCCCUGGGAUCCAGGGCACACCCGGCGCGUGGGAGGCGGUGGUGUAUGCCGGGCAGCUGGCGUACGCGGCGAGUUACAAGUAUGUGUAUUUGGUGAGCAUUGCGUUUGGGGGCGUGAGUAUUGUUGCCGCGUGCUUUUUGGGGGAUAUUAGUAAGUAUAUGGAUGAUCAUAUUGCUGUUGUGAUGUGA